This is a messenger RNA of Branchiostoma floridae (Florida lancelet), 2915 nucleotides long. Its product is annotated as kelch repeat and BTB domain-containing protein 8-like. The transcript is spliced from 5 exons. NCBI's taxonomy places the organism in Eukaryota, Metazoa, Chordata, Leptocardii, Amphioxiformes, Branchiostomatidae. The coding region runs from base 9 to 1748 and encodes 579 amino acids. The record is from RefSeq and is a predicted model, not a curated record. Gene Ontology annotation, molecular function: protein binding.
UCACCAACAUGGCUGCCGCAGACCAAGAACCCCACGUCAGCGCAGUUCGUCCUCGUUCCUACCAAGACGAGAGCUAUCUGCAGGGGUUUCUCGGAACUGUGGGUGACUUACAGAAGACUGGGGUACUGCAAGAUGUCGUCCUUGAAGUCGAAGGCCGGCGGUUUUCCUGCCAUCGGCUUGUUCUGUCCGCGGCCAGCCCCUACUUCAGGGCCAUGUUUACAAGUGACAUGGCGGAAAGCCGGCAGAAGACGGUUGUUUUACAGGGUUUGGAUGCAGGCAUGCUUGAGGAGAUCCUCAGUUAUAUUUACUCGGGAACCCUCCAUGUGUCCGUGGACAAAGUGCAGCCCCUGUACCAGGCAGCCGACCUCCUCCAACUGGACUAUGUGAGAGACACCUGCAGCAGCUACAUUACCAUGAACGUGGAGCGCUCCAACUAUCUGGACCUGUACAAGUUUGCUGAUGUCUUCUCUAUAGACAUAGUCCUGAAGCAUUGUUUGCUGUGGAUUGCCAGAUUCUUUACUGAGUUUUUCUGUAGUGAGGAGUUCUGUAGCCUGAGUGUGAACAAUUUGAUUGAGAUCAUCAGCCACGAUGAGCUGGAUGUUAAAGAGGAGACAACAGUGUGGGAGGCAGUGGUGAGAUGGGUGCAGCACAGCAGGCAGGAUAGGGGGGUACUGCACCACCUACCCAGCAUCCUCCCUCACAUCCGCUUCAAACUGCUGACCUCAGAUGACAUGGCAGCCAUCUUGGGACACCCCCUGGUCAGGGAUGACCAUGAGAUCUCUGAGGUCAUUAGGAAUGUGGUACUUGGGAUGACUACAGAAAUGGUUCUGCUGGACAAUGAUUCCUCCAAAGAGCUCUUCUUCAUGAACCCACGGAAAGGGCAGUACAUCCGCUGCAGUUACAAACCUGAAGACUUCCCUUCCGCCACAAGAGUACUAGUGACAGUCACCAGUGAUAACAACAUCUACAUGCUAACUCAUGACCGAGAGAGUAUUGAACAGUUGCCCAUCUAUAAGUACAACCAUGCGGGGAACGUGUGGGAACAUGCUGGUAUGUCAUCACUAUGUAGAUGGCAAAGACUGAAAUAUGACUUUCGCUGUUGUAAUGAGUACCUCGUUGAAGUUGAUCAUAUUCUAUACUAUCUUGGUGUCGAUGUAAUUAAAGAAAUUGGAUUGGUGUGGAUGUGGCAGUACAACCGGCAGACAAACCAGUGGAAGGAGUGUUCACAGCUGCAACAUGAGAAUACUACAAUGUCAUACGAGAACUGUGCAGCAUUGUCCUGUGGUUCGCGCCUGUAUUUCCUCACCAGCGCCGAGGUACAUUUCUAUGACACAAGCCAGGACCGUUGGUGCAUGCGGACCCCACCAAUGACUGUUGAAGACGUCAGCACAGCAGUAGCCAUGGGAACAGAGAUUUUCUGCACAGAUCGUUACUUCACCCAGACUAUGGUGUACGAUACAGAGUCAGACUGCUGGCAGAAACUGCAAGGUUGGCCGAAUCCAGAAAACCGUGAAAUUUAUGUCAAUCCCCGUCUUUUUGUAAUGGAGAACCAGCUGCACGUAUGGUUCACCUGUUGUGAUAAAGAUGGUGAAAAUGAACACCUGGUAUAUGUGUAUGACAGGUCUGCUGACACCUGGACAGAUCUGAAGGUUACCCUGCCUCUCACCUACCUUAGUGAGACUUAUAUAGCACGUGGUUCUCAUUGCCCUGUGGCACGCAUGUACCUACCUUAUCUCAAGGGGGUAUAAAACAUAUCACUUCUAAGACUCUUCAGCAUUAAUGUUCAGGAUAAGGACCCACUGAGCAAGGCUGAUUUAAGACGUUUUUUGUGGAUCUCAAGUUUUGUCGAAUGCGCUUACAAUGAGAUAACUGUCGUACUGGAUUUUCUACUUUAAUUUUCUACUUUGGCUAAAUUUCACAGAUCAGAGAUGCUUUUUUUAGAGCGUUUUUUUUUAUAACGGAUUGCAGUGAUGUCCGUGUAUUAAGGUCUAACAGCAGUAGUUACCAGACAUCAAUAACCAGGUACCAUCCUGGUUUACAGGGUCUCUUAUAUUACCCACUCACAAUCUAGUUAGUGAAUGGGUAGAAUGGCAGCCUUGCUAGAGUAACUAAAACACCCUAGCUAAGAUGCCAUUUACCCUUUAUGAAGCUUUUACAAUUAUUGUUCACGUAACGGAACGGUUUGGGGUCUACUUUUAUAUCUGAUACGUUGUUUGCGAGGUGUGAUUACCAUUAUAUGUGUUGAUGACUUUACAGUUAUUCUAUUGUUAAUUUUUAUGGAAGAAGUCGAUAGCGAAGUCAUGCUCAUUCAGAUAUCAUUUUUAUAUGGGAGCACAAAAUCACACCACUUACGUUUGUUAGUGUUAAACGUUAUUGUGGAGGACAUGGACGACAGUGAAUAAAAAAGUAUAACCCUAACAUUUGGCUAGAUCUUGGCUUUUGCCAAAGCCGCUACAAGGGGUGAGACCUUGUAGUACAGUUUGUACUUUGAAGUAGCAGUUUGAUAUGAUAUAUACAUAUCUCUUGCUUUUUUUCAUAUUUAUUAGGGGCGUUUUAGGACUAACUUAGUGUCCAUUGUCUUAAACUAUAACAGCAGUAAUUACCGGACAAUGACAGACAGUAUAGUAUCAUAUUUUAUUAAAACGUUUAGUUAUAGUAACAUAACAUCUAUUGUAUUUUUAGAUUCUGUGUAUUUUCCCUGUUGAGUGAUGAAAUUGUAUUUUUGUAUCACUUAAUAUGUAGGCCCGACUAAGGUGCAUUUGUAGCAUCCCUCCACUGGUGUGCCUUCUCAAGAAGGGACACCAAAGAUCCCUGGACGGUGGCAAUUUGCGCCAUGCGCAAUCUUUAUGUUAUUUGUUGCUGUUUACUGUCUCUAAAGAAGUAAAAUAUCGUUAUGCAUGUUUUCAAAAACAAUA